Messenger RNA from Monosiga brevicollis MX1, 1500 nucleotides. RefSeq lists its product as uncharacterized. The transcript is spliced from 2 exons. NCBI's taxonomy places the organism in Eukaryota, Choanoflagellata, Craspedida, Salpingoecidae. Gene Ontology annotation, molecular function: beta-glucuronidase activity. The record is from RefSeq and is a predicted model, not a curated record. The coding region runs from base 1 to 1500 and encodes 499 amino acids.
AUGGCGUCCGUGGCGUCCGUGGCGGAUGGGGCAAAGGUGGAGGCGAUUAAACCGUUGGUGGUGACGGCCACCUAUCACAAUGUGCUGGCUGGGCAGGCCGAUCCACUGCGGUUGACGUCGGUGACGAUGGACGUCUGUGUCUUGAAGCAGGCCUUCAACUUUUCGGACCCCAAGUUUGUGCAGCUGACUGCCAACCUGGCGGGCGGGAUCUUACGCAUUGGUGGAACGGACGGGAAUACGUACAGCUAUGAUUUGACCAGUGAUCAGCCGCCCACGCCCUGUGCCUGCGGCGGCAAGGCGGUGUGCACCAUGACGCGACCUUAUUGGGAUGACGUGGUCAAGUUUGCCGAUCGCACAGAGCAUGCCCUCAUCUUUGGACUGACCGCCAAUCUGACGCAAGCGCAAGAUUUGGUUGGCUAUGCCCUGGCUUCCAACCAGAGCAUUUAUGCCUACACGUACACCAACGAGCAAGUCCAGCCGGAGAUUACCACGGGCUACCGAGCACUGCGUGCGCAGCUCAAUGCCAGUGGGUGCGGGUCAGCUUGUCCCCGUCUCGCGGGGCCUGACGUGGCGCUGCAGCGACAUAGCAGCAUUGAAGCCGCCUUGACGGACCAGGAUGCCAGCAUUGUGCAGCAACUGGAGUGGGUGCGAGAGUUUACCGGCUUGGCAGCGCCUACGCUCGACGUCGUCUCGUGGCACACAUACGACUUUCAUGCCGACGACUUGGGCACUGUUGACCAUCAGCCUUUUGUGGCCAGCAGCCCAAACGCUAGUCGCUUCUGGAACACCACCUACACGGGGCUGGCAGGCCGGCUCUUGGCCAACAUGACGGCCAUUGCCGGCGAGUUGGCCCCACAUGCUGAGGUCUGGCUCACUGAAACGGACUCGGUCUGUCAUCAGGGCGUGGACGGCGCCACCAACGCCUACCUCAACUCACUCUGGCUCGUCCAGCGGCUCGUACUCAUGACGGAGCGUAACCUGACCCUCAUGGCCCGACAAUCCCUCAUUGGCUACAACUACAGUCUGCUCGGCAACUGGCCCGUCGAGCCCAUCGGACCCAACCCAGAUUACUUUACGACCCUCCUCUACCGAACGCUGGUGGGCCGCGAACUCUACGCCCUUGACCUGCAGGCCGCCGACAGUGCUCGAACUCCAGAGCUGGAUCAGGUUGUGGCGGCCGUCUACGCCUCCGCCCGAAACGCAUCCCAGCGCGUUUUGCUGGCCGCCAACCUCCAGGCUAACACCACCCUCCAGCUCAAUAUAUCCGGCUUUGACGGUAGUGGUGGCUCUUGUGAGGAAUAUGUGCUGACACCGUACACCGACAUGAACCGUUUACCGCAAACAAACAAGCCUGCAUAUGAAAGCCGCGUCAUGGCGCUCAACGGGGUCCCUCUCUUUGUGGACGAAGCCGGCCACGCCCCCGCCAUGCCGGGCCGCCCGCGAGACGCUUGCGGCGGUGUGGAGCUGCCCCCCCUGACCUUUGGCUUUUGGGUGUUUUAA